AUGCAACCCCUCCUCCGCCUCAUCACUCAAACUAAACCCACCCACCGCUCCCGUCUCCAGAUCGCCUGCCGCGUGAAGCCGAACGCCUCCCCCCUUCGUGAGGGGAUCACGGCCGUUGGACCUGAUCGCGUGGAGAUCUGCGUGGCAGCCGUUGCGCGAGACGGAGAGGCGAAUGCAGCGGUGACGAGAAUUCUUGCAGAGGUGUUCAGCAUCCCCAAAUCAGAUGUGGAGGUGAUCCGCGGAACGAAAGCGCGCGACAAAACGCUCUGCCUCGACGUGGAAAUUCACACGGGGGAAGAGGAAUUCCUACACUGGAGUCGCGGGGUUCUUGAAGGCGCUAUAAAGAUCUGA
Molecule: messenger RNA, 351 nt
Organism: Penicilliopsis zonata CBS 506.65
Lineage: Eukaryota; Fungi; Ascomycota; Eurotiomycetes; Eurotiales; Aspergillaceae
Exons: 2
Coding region: 1-351 (116 amino acids)
Cellular component (GO): cytoplasm
Source: RefSeq, a predicted model, not a curated record